AUGUCCUAUGAUGUUCUCAAGCUGCUCAAGCCCUAUAUCGGCACCGAGAAAGAUAUGGAUAAGUACGGAAAGAAAGGCCCAGCUUCAGCUGGCAUUCUAAGUCUUAAGCGGCACCAUUGGGUGGUCUUCGCACUCUCCAGCAUCUCGCUCGGCAGUGGCAUUUUCCAUUCCCUGGCUGGGGCGUAUUUCCAGGUUACUUCCACAUCCCGGCAGUGGGACGCGACUGUGAAUAUCGCAGGUAAACCGGCUCUGGGCUAUGACAAGCUUGUGAACCAAUACAUCCCGUUCGUGGAUGCUGCAGGGUUCGUGGACAUGGUUUCCCAGAUCGGCGUCAUGUACUCUCCAUAUACCUUCAACGAUACCAAUGGGUGGUUCCUAGUUUUACCGUCACGGUGGCCCACUGUACCCCCGUUCCCAUUCCAUCACCAGUAA
This is a messenger RNA of Cantharellus anzutake, 432 nucleotides long. RefSeq lists its product as uncharacterized. The coding region runs from base 1 to 432 and encodes 143 amino acids. The record is from RefSeq and is a predicted model, not a curated record. NCBI's taxonomy places the organism in Eukaryota, Fungi, Basidiomycota, Agaricomycetes, Cantharellales, Hydnaceae. The transcript has 6 exons.